Kwoniella botswanensis is the source of this 1575-nucleotide messenger RNA. RefSeq lists its product as uncharacterized. Gene Ontology annotation, cellular component: membrane. Gene Ontology annotation, biological process: transmembrane transport. Gene Ontology annotation, molecular function: transmembrane transporter activity. NCBI's taxonomy places the organism in Eukaryota, Fungi, Basidiomycota, Tremellomycetes, Tremellales, Cryptococcaceae. The record is from RefSeq and is a predicted model, not a curated record. The coding region runs from base 1 to 1575 and encodes 524 amino acids. The transcript is spliced from 12 exons.
AUGACAACUACAACCGAAGAGAAGCUCGUUGGAGCUCAAGCUCUAUCAGGUGAAGAUGACAGUAGAUCACCUUCGACUAUACCCGAUCAUAAGCAAUCCCUUGCUCAGGAGAUCGCAGCGAUGUCACCUGAGGAAUAUGAAUUGGCGGAAAAGAAUCUGAUAUGGAAGAUUGAUAGGAAUCUGGUCCCUUGGAUGACAUUACUCUUCACGAUGUCUUUCUUGGAUAGAAUCAACAUAGGUACAGCAAAACUUGCUGGAUUGACUACGGAUCUCAAAUUGACUUCGUUACAGUAUAACAACGCCUCGAUGAUCUUCUUCGUCAGUUACGUCGCAGCCGAAGUACCUUCUAAUCUCGUUCUCAAGAAGUUCAGACCAUCAAGAUGGAUUCCAUUAAUCAUGAUCGUCUGGUCAAUCUUCCAAACUACCAUGGGUCUCGUCACGAAUUACCAUCAACUCCUCGCCCUUCGAUUCUGUCUUGGUCUGGCUGAGAGUGGUCUAUUCCCCGGUAUCUCAUUCUUCCUAACUGGAUGGUACAAGCGUAAAGAAGCUUCCAAACGAAUCUCACUUUUCUUUGCCGGCGCUGUGUUAGCAGGAGCUUUUGGUGGUAUUUUCGGAUACGCACUGAGUCGGAUGGAUGGUGUUGGAGGUAAAGCAGGAUGGUCCUGGAUCUUCAUCAUCGAAGGUCUCCUAUCUUUCGUCAUCGGUAUUGCAUCAAUCUGGAUGGUCCAUGAUUGGCCAGAUCAAGCCAAGUUCUUGACUCCCCUCGAGAAAGAAAUGGUCAUUUUGAGAUUGAAGGAGGAUACUGGUAUAAUGCAAGAAGGUACUUUCAGCUGGAAGGUUGUAAAAAGAGCUUUGAAAGACUGGAAGACACCCACUUUCAUGUUGAUGUACAUUGGUUGUGCAGAACCCAUUUACAGUCUGUUUUCUCCUACCAUCAUCGCUGCUCUUGGUCGAUUCACCACUCCCCAGUCCCUUCUCCUGAGUACACCUCCCUACGUCCUCGCAUUCAUCACCACCAUGAGUACCGCCUAUCUUUCUGACCGGACAGGUAAAAGAGGGUUCUUCUUGAUGUUCUGGUCAGCCCUGGCUGCUAUCGGAUAUUUACUCUUCUUGACUAUCCCUAUAAGAUACCCUGGAGGAUUGUACUUCGCGGUCUUCUUAACCACUUGUUCGAUAGCUCCGUGUAUUGCAACCGUGAUUGUCUGGUCAGGAAAUACUUUCGGUAAUCACUACAAAAAAGCCACUUCGAUGGGUUUGAUCUUCUCCCUAGGUAACUCAGGGGGUAUCAUCUCCUCUCAAGUCUAUCGAGGAAAGGACUCGCCAAGAUUCCUCGUAGGCCAAGGAGUGACGUUCGGAUUCUCGUGUAUAUGCUUUAUAUCAGCUUGUGUCAUGUACUUCGGCUUGCGCCGAGAAAACAGGAGGAGAGAGAAACUUUAUGGACCUGCACCCGGACCAGGACAGAGCCAUGAAUGGUCUUCUGAGGAAGGAAAGCGGAGAUUUGGUUUGGAAGGUUUGACGAAAGAGCAACUUGUUGAAUUAGGUGAUGAUCAUCCUGCUCAUAGAUUUAUCUUAUAA